Molecule: messenger RNA, 3489 nt
Organism: Dovyalis caffra
Lineage: Eukaryota; Viridiplantae; Streptophyta; Magnoliopsida; Malpighiales; Salicaceae
Source: the annotation of a GenBank genome assembly
AUGCCUCAGAGAGGACAACAGAAGUGGAAAGGCAAGGCAAACACUGAUAAGGCGGUGGCUGAAGCAGUCACUAACAGAAUUGGUGGGUUGAGUAUAGCUGAAAGUCAAGGAAAUAAUAAUAACAAAACUAUUGGGAAGCCUAAGUCAUAUGGAACAAUUGCCAAUGCGGAUGUUGAAAAUGCGUCUGAAACAGCCACAGCAACAUCAGCUGCUGCUGCUCCAAAAAGCAAAGCUAGUUUGAGUCAAAUAUUCAAGGGCAAUUUAUUGGAGAAUUUUACAGUGGAUAAUUCGACCUAUUCACUUGCUCAAAUAAGAGCCACUUUCUAUCCUAAAUUUGAAAAUGAAAAGUCUGAUCAAGAGAUUAGGGCCAGGAUGAUAGAGGUGGUAUCCAAAGGGUUGGCUACCUUGGAGUUCAGUGAGAAGCUAAUUCUAAAUGAUGAUAUCCUUGACCCGUUGGAUUUGUUGGAAAUGACUUUUCUACAGGUAACUCUUAAACAUUCUGGAUCACUUUUUAUGUAUGCGGGUCAUGAGGGUGGAGCAUACACUGCUGUUGGUGUCUUUGUUCUUGGACGGAUGUUUCACGAGGCAUGGGGAACUGCAGCUGGAAAAAAGCAAGUGGAGUUCAACAAUUUUCUUGAGAGAAAUCGCAUGUGCAUAUCAAUGGAACUGGUUACUGCUGUUCUAGGAGACCAUGGGCAACGCCCUCGAGAAGAUUAUGUGGUAGUGACUGCGGUCACAGAAUUGGGCAAAGGAAAGCCAAAGUUCUACUCAACUCCCGAAGUGAUUGCCUUUUGUAGGAAAUGGCGCCUUCCAACAAAUCAUGUUUGGUUGUUCUCAACAAGGAAAUCAGUGACAUCCUUUUUUGCGGCCUAUGAUGCACUGUCUGAAGAAGGAUUGGCAACAACUGUAUGUCGGGCUCUUGACGAAGUUGCUGAUAUAUCUGUUUCAGGUUCAAAAGACCAUAUAAAGGUGCAGGGUGAAAUCUUAGAGGGUCUUGUGGCUCGCAUUGUAAGUCAUGAGAGCUCAAAGCACAUGGAGGAUGUAUUGCGAGAAUAUCCUCCUCCACCAGUUGACGGAGCUGACCUUGACUUGGGGCCAAGUUUAAGGGAAAUCUGUGCUGCAAAUAGGUCAGAUGAGAAACAGCAAAUAAAAGCGCUCCUUCAGAAUGUUGGCUCUUUGUUUUGCCCUGACUUUUCGGACUGGUUUGGGGUCGAAUCUGGUGAUAGCCAUUCAAAAAAUGCCGACAGAUCAGUUGUCUCGAAAUUUUUACAAGCUCACCCUACUGAUUUUUCAACUGCCAAGUUGCAGGAAAUGAUUUGUUUGAUGAGAGAAAGGCGCUUCCCAGCUGCUUUUAAAUGCUACCAUAACUUCCACAAAAUCGGUUCUGUAUCUACUGACAAUCUUUUCUAUAAAUUGGUCAUACAUGUCCUCAGGGACUCAGGUUUUCAGCGAUAUCAAAAAGAGAUGAGGCACAAGCCUGAAUUAUGGCCAUUGUACCGAGGUAAAACUCUUGAAUCUUGUGCACAAGGGCAAUCUAACUUUAGCGUGCAUUCCAAAAUUUCGUAUGAGCAAGCUAACAAGGAGAGAGCUGCUGAAAUUGCAAAAAACAACAAUAACAUAGUUGGAAAUGUUAAUGAUAGUGGUGGCAGACCAACAAAAGAUGGUUUAGCUGAUGAUGAUGCAAAUUUAAUGAUCAAACUGAAAUUUCUUACAUACAAGUUGAGAACCUUUUUGAUCCGCAAUGGCUUGUCAACUCUUUUCAAGGAGGGCCCACCUGCCUACAAGGCAUACUACCUCAGGCAGAUGAAAAUCUGGGGCACUUCAGCUGGAAAGCAGAGAGAACUCAGCAACAUGCUUGAUGAAUGGUACUGUGAGAAGGCUGUACACAUACGAAGAAAAUAUGGAAAGAAGCAGUUGGCAUCUUCAAUUUACCUGACUGAGGCUGAGCCUUUCCUUGAACAGUAUGCAAGUCGAAGUCCAGAGAACCGGGCUUUGAUAGGAUCAGCUGGCAGCUUUGUUCGGGCGGAAGAUUUCAUGGCCAUCAUAGAAGGAGGUAGGGACGAAGAGGGUGACCUUGAGGCGGAUAAGGAGGUGGUGCCUCCUAGUCCUAUUUCCUCAGGCGAGGAAACUGUUCAAAAGGAUAAGGGUUUGAUUGUUUUCUUUCCAGGAAUUCCGGGAUGUGCUAAGUCUGCACUUUGCAAGGAAUUACUAAAUGCCCCUGGAGGUCUUGGAGAUGAUCGCCCGCUCCAUAGUUUGAUGGGUGACCUUGUUAAAGGAAAGUACUGGCCGAAGAUUGCUGAGGAGCGGAGGAAAAAACCAUAUUCUAUAAUACUCGCAGACAAAAAUGCACCAAAUGAAGAGGUUUGGAGACAGAUUGAAGGGAUGUGCCGGAGUACCCAGGCCUCUGCUGUUCCAGUCAUACCAGAUUCAGAAGGGACGGAUUCAAAUCCAUUUUCUCUUGAUGCAUUAUCUGUUUUCAUGUUCCGUGUACUUCAGCGUGUUAAUCAUCCGGGAAAUCUGGACAAAGCAUCUCCAAAUGCUGGUUAUGUGCUACUUAUGUUCUAUCACCUCUAUGAUGGCAAGAAUCGUGCUGAAUUUGAGGGUGAACUAAUUGAACGUUUCGGCUCUCUUGUCAAGAUGCCAUUGCUGAGAUCAGAUAGGAGUCCCCUGCCAGAUCCAGUGAGAUUGACUCUAGAAGAGGGAAUAAAUUUAUACCGACUGCAUACUAAUGCACAUGGAAGAUUGGAAUCCACUAAGGGUUCAUACGCAAUGGAGUGGGCUAAGUGGGAGAAACAAUUGCGGGAGGUUUUAAUUGGCAAUGCUGAGCAUCUCAGUUCCAUUCAGGUUCCAUUUGAGUCUGCAGUAAGGCAAGUGUUGGAACAGCUACAGAAUAUUGCAAAGGGAGAAUACACACCACCAAGUACAGAGAAGAGGAAAUCUGGCGCAAUUGUUUUUGCUGCUGUCAGUUUGCCAGUUACAGAAAUCUCCAGUCUCCUAGAUAAGGGACCCGUAUCUAUUAAGGUUCGGACUUCAUGUUUAGAUGCUGGAGGAAGUGUUUUACUUAUUAAUAAAGCCUGUGAGAAUCUUAUUGUCCAAUUGGCUGAGGAUAACCCCAAUGUGAAAACCUUUCUCUCGGACAAGGACAUGGAGCAGAACCUUAAGAAGGCUCAUGUCACUCUUGCCCACAAGAAAAGUCAUGGUGUUACGGCUGUAGCUAGUUAUGGGCUUUUCCUCCAUCAAAAGGUCCCUGUGGAAUUGACUGCCCUUCUUUUCACUGAUGAAAUGGCUGCACUGGAAGCGGAAAUUGGUUCUAUUGAUGGCGAAAAAGUUGUACCAAAAAAUGAGUGGCCCCAUGUUACCAUAUGGACUGGAGAAAAAGUUGCGGCCAAGGAGGCCAACAGAUUGCCUCAAUUGCUUCUGGAGGGUAAAGCAACUCGUACUGAAAUCAAUCCACCCAUCACCAUAUCUGGCACAAUAGAAUUUUAUUAG